UUUUCGGGCCCAAUGACAUAAAAUAUUGUAUGCCACACAGCGAUCAAAGUAUUAUCUGACAAAUGUGAUUAUAAUCCUCGCCUUCGGCUCGGAUUUUAAAAUUUUUUUAAAUUUUACUAUUUGGUAAAACAAUUGAAUCCUAUCAGACAAGAGGGGAUGAAGGGUUGCAAGUUAUUUGAGACACCAAGAACACGUCAAAAUCCGAAACAAAAAAAUUUGUUUCGAACAAACACACCCAGAUAAGUUAGAAAAAAAUCACGCCCAGAAAAGCGCUUAAAACGCUUGUCAAGAAUGUUGAAAUUUAAAUGAAAUUUUCCCAUAAUGAAGUUGCCAUGACAAGCAAACGUCAAAUUUAUUGAUAAGUUAAUGAUAAUGAGAAUGAAUUUCGUGAUAAAAGAAAUAUAUAAACUUAAAUUUCCGUUUGCUAUGCCCGGUCACGUGUUUAUAUAACUAAUACUCAUUGUCAUCCUCAUCAUUGAUUAAAACUUAGCAUAUUCACUGGAUGUUCAAUGUUUGCAUUAUCAUUACGUAGUUUAUGAUUGCUGUAUUUUAUGUCACUGCAUUUAUUGAUCCUAUUCCACAUUUACGCAUUCGACUCGAUUAACUAAUGCCCGUGACUUUAAGGUUAAUUACUUUCCGUGCAUCUACAACAUCAACUGCUUUGUUAGUUUGUGAUUUUUAGUUGAAGUGGCACAUCUCUAGUGAUUAACUUUCUGAUUUGUGAAAAUGUCAACGCUUAAAGGGUUGGAUUUAAUGAAGACUCUUGUUGAAAGAUGGGUGAAAGCUAAAUCUUUCGAUGCUGCGUGUGUCAAAGGGAUGACAUUUUUGUCUGCUGGGGAUGGCCACUGCAAAGCAGAGUUCACAGUUAGUGAUGAGCAUCUAAAUGCAGCUGGAACGUUACAUGGAGGAUGUUCAACCACAAUAAUCGACUGCAUAUCGGCAUAUGCUCUAAUGACGAAGGGAAUAUCACCUGGAGUCUCUGUUGACCUAAAUGUCUCAUUCCUAAAAGCUGCCAUGGCAGGAGAAGUGAUCACAGUAGAUGCUAAAACAAUAAAAUCUGGAAGAACUCUGGCCUUCCUCGAGGUAGAAAUGUUAAAGAAAGAAGGUGGUGCCAUUGUAGCUCGUGGACAACACACAAAAUUCAUAGGCUCAUGAACUUCAGUUCUUUCUCAAAUAAUAUCUACAUUGAAGAUGUACAUAUGUACAGAAUUGAAUGUAAAAGAUAGGGUAUGAAAUAUACAAGCGUGUAGUGGCGACUAAAUUAUGAA
Messenger RNA from Diachasma alloeum, 1268 nucleotides. Its product is annotated as acyl-coenzyme A thioesterase 13. The coding region runs from base 727 to 1155 and encodes 142 amino acids. The record is from RefSeq and is a predicted model, not a curated record. The transcript is spliced from 3 exons. NCBI's taxonomy places the organism in Eukaryota, Metazoa, Arthropoda, Insecta, Hymenoptera, Braconidae. Gene Ontology annotation, molecular function: fatty acyl-CoA hydrolase activity.